UCAUACCAACCUGCAAGAUCUACGCCGGAGAAUCACCGCUACAGUGUCGGAGAUGUUGUUCCUUUGUUCGUCAACAAGGUUGGCCCUUUGAAUAAUCCGAGCGAGACAUAUCACUACUAUGACCUGCCAUUCUGUCUCCCAGAUGCUAUCAAUAUGGAAAACCCAAGUCAGAGAUUACCUGUUGGAUGGGCUGUAUCCUCAAACUCACUUAUCAUUCAAUUAAUGAAGUUUCUUUUGAAUUCUUACCUAUUAACUUGCAGACCCUCUCAAAAGUUAAUGAACUAGGAUGGUUAAAAUCAUCUAUUUGCUGUUCCUUCGAGUUGUACACCAUCCAAGAGAUCAGAUAAUUGAGAAGAAGGAAUCACUGGGUGAAAUUUUGAAUGGUGACCGUCUGACCAAUGCUCUGUAUGAGUUGAAAUUCAGAAAGAACAAAAUUGUGGAAACCCUUUGUGAGAAGCAGCUGACAAGGGAUGAAGUUGCAAAGUUCAGGGAUGCUACCAAGAAUGAUUUUUACUUUCAGAUGUAUUAUGAUGAUCUCCCUUUAUGGGGGUUUGUCGGGAAGGUUGAAGAGACAUGGUUCCUUGAUGAGAUGAAGUCUCGGUAUUAUCUCUUCAAACAUGUUCAAUUUGAUGCUCUUUACAAUGAGGACCAAAUCAUUGAUGUACAUGCUUUUAGCGACCCUACUGAUGCAGUGGAUAUUACCGAAGAUCAUGAAACUAUAGUCACUUUCACAUAUUCAGUCCUUUGGAAUGCUAGCUCAACUCGGUUUGAGAAUCGGAUGAGCAAAUAUUCAAGAUCUUCUAGACUGCCACAGCACCUAAAGAUUCAUUGGUUCUCAAUCAUUAACUCACUUGUCAUUGUUUUGAUAUUGGUGGGCAUGCUUGCUGCUCUGUUUCUGCGAAACCUCAAGAGUGACCUAACUAAGUAUUCUCAUGGCGACGAAGAAGAAGACAAGGAAGAGGUUGGCUGGAAGCAUAUUAGUGGUGAUGUAUUUAGAUAUCCUCCAUACACAUCCCUAUUAUGUGCUAUCCUGGGCAGUGGUACACAGCUCCUGUCUCUGGUUUUUUUUGUAUUUGCAUUGGCACUUAUGGGUGUGCUCUAUCCUUACAACCGUGGAGCUCUUUUGUCCUCUCUUGUUAUGACUUAUGCUCUUACAUCUGUGAUUGCUGGAUAUGUUGCUUCUUCAUUCCAUAGUCAGUUUCUGGGAAGGGGAUGGGAAAAAAGUGUUCUUCUGGCUGGGGUUCUCUACUUUGGUCCUGUCUUUGUGACAUUUUCUAUCCUCAAUACAGUUUCCAUAUAUUAUAGGACCACAACUGCUCUUCCAUUUGGCACCAUUGUUUUGCUGCUUCUUGUAUGGACACUGGUCAGCAUCCCGUUGCUUGCCUUGGGUGGGAUAUUUCGUUAUAGGUUCAGGUCUGAAUUUCAAGCGCCCUGUGCUACCAAGAAGUGGCCAACUGAAAUUCAGCCACUAGCUUGGUAUAGGAAGACCCCUGCACAGAUGUUUCUUGGGGGCUUUGUACCAUUUAGUGCAAUAUUCAUAGAGUUGCACUACAUCUAUACAAGCAUAUGGAGUCACAAGAUCUACAUUGUGUAUGGCAUUCUUCUAGUUGUGUUUAUCAUCCUAAUCUUAGUCACUACAAUCUUGAGUAUUGGGUUGACUUACCUUCAGCUUACUGCAGAAGACCAUGAAUGGUGGUGGAGGUCUCUGUUACGUGCAGCCUCAACUGCCAUUUUCAUGUAUGUCUACUGCAUCUACUAUUACACUCAAUCAAGUAUGAAUAGUUUCCUCCAGUUAUCAUUCUUUUUUGGGUACAAUGCUUUGAUGUGUUAUGGUUUCUUUCUUAUGCUUGGGACCAUUGGCUUCAUUGCUUCUUUGCUAUUUAUUCAGUACAUCUACCGCAAUAUCAAGAGUGAAUAAACAAUUCUGUGUAACAUAAUUGCAUGUUUGAUGAAUGAUGGGCCUAGAUGUUGGCUUUUCAA
Molecule: messenger RNA, 1980 nt
Organism: Telopea speciosissima
Lineage: Eukaryota; Viridiplantae; Streptophyta; Magnoliopsida; Proteales; Proteaceae
Product: transmembrane 9 superfamily member 2-like
Exons: 8
Coding region: 287-1918 (543 amino acids)
Biological process (GO): protein localization to membrane
Cellular component (GO): membrane
Source: RefSeq, a predicted model, not a curated record